CUUAACUAUCUCCUAAUUCUGAAUCAUUCGUUCAGGUUCUCAUGAUAAAAUUAUUGGCUCAAAUUCUAGUAUUUAUACUCUUGUUCUGAAUAUAGUUUUCAUUGAAUUUCCGAACAUUUCUGUAAGAAAAAGAAAAAAAAAAAAAAAAGAAGAAAGUGUACUUCUUUCGAGUGUAUUAAUGGCAGGAGGUGUUGAUCAAGCGGUCCCUUCUGUUAUCUCCAAAACAGCAAUCGACAGAAACCAAGAACUAGAUAAAGGAAAUCUUCACCACAAGCCUGGCAUGGAGAGCUUGCUAAUGUCCCCCAAAAUACCAAAAGCAGUGCCACCAGUUUCUUCGGCCCCUGAUGGGGAGUCCAUUAGGCGACCUCGAGGCAGGCCUGCAGGCUCCAAAAACAAGCCGAAACCACCCAUAAUUGUCACCCGUGACAGUGCCAACGCCCUCCGUGCGCAUGCCAUGGAAGUGAGUUCAGGCUGUGACGUAAGCGAGAGCUUAGCCAACUUUGCCAGGAGGAAGCAAAGGGGCAUUUGCAUACUGAGCGGAAGUGGAUGUGUAACCAACGUCACACUCCGGCAGCCGACCUCUUCCGGUGCCAUCGUGACCCUCCAUGGCCGGUUCGAGAUUCUGUCAUUGCUCGGGUCAGUUUUGCCCCCUCCAGCCCCACCAGGGAUCACAGGCCUGACCAUCUACUUGGCUGGGGCUCAGGGGCAGGUUGUUGGUGGGAGUGUAGUUGGCACACUGGUUGCCUCGGGCCCCGUAGUGAUCAUGGCUGCUUCAUUCAUGAAUGCAACUUUUGAUCGUUUACCGUUGGAUGAGGAUGAAGUUACUGCUGCUCUGCAGAAUCAGCAUUACCAAAAUGCUCGUCACCAUCCCCUGGAUGUUUCGGAUUUGUAUGGAAUGCCACACAACUUGCUCACAAAUGGCAACAUGCCUCCUGAGAUGUACUCCUGGGCCUCAUGCCGACCCACGUCAAAGACUGUCUGA
Morus notabilis is the source of this 982-nucleotide messenger RNA. RefSeq names its product AT-hook motif nuclear-localized protein 16. Gene Ontology annotation, cellular component: nucleus. Gene Ontology annotation, biological process: vegetative to reproductive phase transition of meristem. The transcript has a single exon. The coding region runs from base 179 to 982 and encodes 267 amino acids. Gene Ontology annotation, molecular function: DNA-binding transcription factor activity; minor groove of adenine-thymine-rich DNA binding. Lineage: Eukaryota; Viridiplantae; Streptophyta; Magnoliopsida; Rosales; Moraceae. The record is from RefSeq and is a predicted model, not a curated record.